AUGAAUUUCAAUCCGCAAGGGGGUAAUGGGAAUAUGAAUGGAGAUCAAGCUCCUUUCAAUCCGCAACAAGCUGGACAGAGCCAGAACCAACAGGGAGCUGCUAGUUUUUUACCUCCACAAUUUGCCAACUUGUCUCAACAGCAAAUCCAGCAUUUGAUGAAGACCAACCCACAGUUUCAACAAAUGAUUAGAACAUAUGUUCAGAAUCAGCGAAUGUUACAACAACAACAAUUGGCACAACAACAAAUGCUACAACGAGGUCAAGUACCACCAGCUCAACAACAACCUGUCCCACCACAACAAGCGAAUUUGUCUGGGAUGAAUACCAAUUUGGGUAUGGCUCAAAGAAACUUGAGCAAUCCUCAACUCUCGCAACAACCACAACAAAUGAUGGGGUCACCUCAAGUGAAUCCUAAUGGUUUACCUGCUCAAAGACCAUUUUCGAAUUCAAGACCAACAUCUUUCCGUCAGCAACCACAAGUACCACCAUCCCAACAAUUUCCAGGCCAACUUCCUCAGCAGCAAAGGCCACUGUUACAAGGAAUGGCUACUGCUCAAGGUAGGCCGAACAUGUCACCUCAGGGUAGCAUACCGCCACAAGCUAUGCCUAUGGCUGGACCGGGGACUCCAAGAAACGCGGCCACCAUGGCUGCUGCUGCUGCUCAGGUAAAGCAGCACCCUAAUAUGAUGCUCGGAGCACUUCUGUACCGUGAAUUAACGGAAUUGAAUGAAUGGUCUGAAAAGCUAAAGAAAGAAGGGAAAGAGGUACCACUUGACGUUAAAAUAUAUGAAGAGUUAGUCAAAAGAGAUAAUACUUUUGUUUCCAAAUAUAAUCAACAGUCUACAAAAAGCAAACAAGUUGUUGAAGGAUUAGUUCGUGAUAUCAAAUCCUAUAACGAUAUCAAACAGUUAAGGAUGAAUGCCAUAAACUUAUCAUCAAAGGGUGCAUUCAAUAACAGUAUAUGGGGAGAAGGUUACCAAGGGUAUGGUAAUGGAAUCAGUAAUACUGCUACUCAAUUAAUUAUGCCAAAACAUAAUAAGGCAGUUUCCAGAUUGCCAGAUAUAGGUAUGACUGAUCGAAAAAUAAACAGUAAUGUAUUGAAAAAAAUUGAAAGUGGUAAGACUAAUCAAUUGGUGCCAAUUAGAUUGGAGUUUGAUCAAGAAAGAGAUAAAUUCAAAUUAAGAGAUACCUUUUUAUGGGACUUAAGUGAAGACGUUUUGCCAUUAGACUAUUUUGUCAGACAAUUAAUUGAAGACUAUAAAUUUAUUCCUGAACAACAUUAUUAUACUAUUUUAGGUUCCAUCAAUGAACAAAUCAAAAGUUUCCGUAAAAAACCCGAUAAGACAAUGGGUGAGCUAAGGAUUCCAAUAAAAGUAGAUGUCACCAUAAACAACACUCAAUUAGUUGAUCAAUUUGAAUGGGAUAUAUUGAAUUCAGGGGAAAAUGAUGCUGAAGAAUUUGCACUUAUCAUGUGUGAUGAGAUGAAUUUACCGGGCGAAUUCACCACUGCAAUUGCCCAUUCCAUCAGAGAACAAAGUCAAUUAUUCCAUAGGGCAUUAUUUUUAAUCGGUUACAGUUUUGAUGGCUCAUUAAUUCACGAAGAUGAAAUUAGAUCAAGACUUCUUCCUUCGCUUAGAUUGCUUAGUCAGGAUCAACAGAGUGGUAAAGUUGUUGAUGAUUUUGUCUCGACUUUGCGAAAUCCAAGUAAUGUACCAGAUUUCACCCCUUCUUUGGUCAAAUUAACUCAAUUAGAAGUAGAAAGAUUAGAAAAAGAUAUUGAGAGGGAUUCACGUCGUAAAAGAAGACAUACCACUAAUGAUUAUGAUAAUUUUAAUUCUGCGGGUAGCGGACUAUCAAACAACUCCAGUGGUGGAGGCAGAGGAACAACUAGUAGAAGAGCCGCAUUACAUACUGGUAGAGGAGUCAAGGUUUCAUUGCCAGAUUUAUCUGACGUUCCAAAAACCUUCAGAACACCAGCCCCUUCGAGUAUUUUACCGGGUGCUAUCGAUUUAGGGGUACCAGACAUAUAUGGUUACACUGAGAUUGCUGCUAACCGUACAACCGUACGUAAUCCCAACUAUAAACCACCUAAUUUAAAUAAUGAAGGCGGUGAUGAUGCCACCGAUGACGAAGAGUCAGGUAAUGAUAGAGUCAAGUACCUGUACGAUGAUGUUUUGGAAAGAUUUAUCGUUAAAAUAAAAUUACCCAGAGCAUAAGUGUAUAUUAAC
Messenger RNA from Hyphopichia burtonii NRRL Y-1933, 2229 nucleotides. It is a transcript of the gene SNF5, whose product is annotated as Snf5p. The transcript is spliced from 2 exons. Gene Ontology annotation, biological process: chromatin remodeling; regulation of transcription by RNA polymerase II. Gene Ontology annotation, cellular component: SWI/SNF complex; nucleus; nuclear chromosome. Bases 1 to 2217 code for a protein of 738 amino acids. NCBI's taxonomy places the organism in Eukaryota, Fungi, Ascomycota, Pichiomycetes, Serinales, Debaryomycetaceae. Gene Ontology annotation, molecular function: transcription coregulator activity. The record is from RefSeq and is a predicted model, not a curated record.